AUGCCGAUAAGCGCAACGGCGGCGGGAGCCCUUUUCGGAUUAUGGACUCAGUUGUACUCUAACAGCCUUCGCAAGCUCCCCUACAUGCGCCAUCCAUGGGAGCAUCUGUUGGGAAUGGGACUGGGAGCUGUGUUUGCGAACCAGCUUGUGAAGUGGGACGCCAAGGCUAAGGAGGACCUCGAGAAAAUGCUCCUCAAGGCCAAGGAAGCCAAUGAACGCCGCUACUUUGAUGACGAUGAAGAUUAA
Molecule: messenger RNA, 246 nt
Organism: Striga hermonthica
Lineage: Eukaryota; Viridiplantae; Streptophyta; Magnoliopsida; Lamiales; Orobanchaceae
Source: the annotation of a GenBank genome assembly